AUGCAAAUUACGUUUCUGGUGGUCCUCUCUUUAACAAAUUCAUCGUUACUCAAGCCCCCAUGGGCAACACUGUUGGUGAGAGCCGAAACAGAACAGUGUGCUACUCUAGGGUAUCUUACCAUGCAGUUUGCUUUAGAUGAUUUUUGGCGAAUGGUUUGGCAAGAAAAAGCUCCAUAUAUUUUCAUGCUGAUUGGCCGAAAGGACAAAGAGCGUUGUGCAGAGUACUGGCCGCGGUAUGGUGGUACUGCGCCACAGCGACAAGAAACAGAAACGCUGAACGUAUGUGGGCUGCAUAUUUCCAAUGUUGGAGUGUCGUCAACGCGUGAUCCAGUAUUUCGUGUCACAUACAUACGUAUAGUUAAUGACUCUGGCGAGGAGGUUAGUCUUAAAUGA
Strongylus vulgaris is the source of this 393-nucleotide messenger RNA. The record is from the annotation of a GenBank genome assembly. NCBI's taxonomy places the organism in Eukaryota, Metazoa, Nematoda, Chromadorea, Rhabditida, Strongylidae.